GGUAACUCAGCAGAAACUUAUUUUUAUAGGAGCGCAAAAAUGAAAUAAUUAUUAUAUUACAUUGUAAAUUUAUUUUCUCAGCUGCUCUGCUAUCAUUUCAAAAAAAGUGUUUCUCUGAUAUCUAAAUUAGUACCUAGACCUACUUACUAGUUACCUACAAUAGUACGACCUAAGCAGGCUAUGUUGUACAAAAGUGAACUAAAAGUGCUCCAAUUAUGAAAAAUGCAAUCGACGGAAAUGAAGAAGAAAAAGGAAGAAUUAUUCUUACAGACAAGAGUAUUCCAACUGAGAAAAAUGAAGAAAACAAAUUCCUAUCGACUAAUUCAGAAGAACAACAAAAUUUACUAAAAUCUGGAAUCGCAUUUCAUCGACCUAACCGGUUACAAGUAUUUUCCAGUUACAAAUGGUAUAUCUGCGUGUACUCCUUAGUUUCGGUUGCAGAUCUUACACAAUCCUCUUACUUCUUCGGCACGUUGAGCAGCAUAGAGAAAAAUUUCGAAAUGUCGGCGACGAUGUUGGGAAUACUGAAAUCAACGUUUGAACUCGGAUACCUAGUGACAAGUAUUUCUCUAGGGUACUUUAUCGGCAAAGGAAAUAAAAUUCGUUGGAUUUCCACAGCUCUAUUAAUCAGUGGGAUUUUCAGUCUAGUAAGAAUCGUACCUCAUUUUAUCGAUACCAAGACUUUGAAUAAAUCGCAGAGUAGUGCUCAUGAAAACAGUAAUGGAACGUGGUUUGAAACAAAUUUCAAUUUGACGAUGUACUCUUUUUACUUUUUUAUCGUUGCUCAAUUGAUGACUGGAAUGGGAAGAGCUAUUGUGAAAAACUCCGGAUUAACUUAUCUAGAUCAUAAUACUCGGAAAAAUUCGUUUCCUGUAUUGUAUGCCAUUGUCAGUACUGUAGGAGGUUUAGGGCGUCCACUGGGUUACUUAAUUUCAUUUUAUACCCUCAAAGUAUACGUUUUUCCAACUGAAUCGUCGAAUUAUACGAACAAAAGUCAUCAGUGGAUAGGAGCGUGGUGGCUUGGUUGGAUUCCAAUAUCUGUUUUAUGUAUUGUUCUUUCUGUGAUGAUAUCACUUUUUCCGAAACGUCUGGCUGCAGCAGAAUCAAAAAAAAUGAAUGUCCAUCCACGAAAUAACAAUAAUGAAAUAUCAGUUUCUGAUUUUUAUACUUCGUUUAAAAGAGUUCUCGGAAAUAAAAUCGCAGUUUUGGAUAUCUUGGGAGCAGUGGCGGCUCAAAUAGCAUAUUCUGGAUAUGAAUUAUUUUUACCUAAAUAUUUAGAAUCCCAAUACGGUUUAAGCGCUUCGUUGAGCAGUUUCUUCUUAGCUGUUGAGAAUCUUAUCGAAGGGUCAGCUAGUAAACUGUUAACUGGAAUUGGUAUUUCUAGAUAUAAGCCUAAAGCGAGGACAUUGAUAAAAUACUUUAUAAUCGUCAAGUUUAUAGAAGUUUGCGUUCAAGCGUCUUUCAUUUUUAUCUCCUGUACCCAACCAAAGAUUCAAGGAAACUGGGUGCAAGAUAACAGUUUAAAUUUGACAACCGAGUGUAAUAUUAAUUACGCGUGUACUCAGAAAAUGAAACAUUCGCCAGUAUGUAAUGUAAAAUAUGAAUUACUUUUUUACUCAUCCUGUCAUGCUGGGUGCUCUCCUACAUCAAACGAGCAAGAUAGCAAGGUCCAUAUUAAUUGCAGCUGUGUACCUGAUUUUGGAUCUGUAACUGAAGGAUUAUGUCCAACUGAUUGCAAAUCAGCUGUGAUUCUAUUUUUAAUCGUGACUGCUGUAUUGAAAUCUUGCCUUCUCAAUCCUAUCCGCUUCAGCCACACAGUUCUUCGCUACAGAAUUGCCGACGAAGAAGAUAAAUCUUUACAUUAUGGUAUACGAAAAUUUUUUCCAGCUUUGUUUGGUCUCCUAUCUUCAAUAAUUUACGGAUCUUUAAUAGAUCAGUCUUGCGUGCUGUUUGAAACUACCAAUCAUGGGAGAGGACAUUGUCUGAUUUACGAUUUAACCAAAUUGAGAUUCGUAGUACAUGCAUUCGUCAUAGGUGGCCUUAUCAUGAACAUUAUCCUGGAAACAUUUUUAUGGUACUAUGCAAAAGAUUUGAAGAUGUACGAUGAAGAAUUACAGAUGAAUAAAUACAAAUUACAAACUUUGGACAAAAAAAUGUGAAACUGAGCGUUCCUUUAAUACCUACCUUAAGACAUAAAAUUUCGAGCAUGUAAAAAAAUUGCAUCCAAUUUGCUAAAUAAUUUUUCACAUUAGAUAUUUAAUUGGCAUACGCGGGUAAUUGAAGUUUUGAUCAAGUUUGGCUUAUAACUUUACCCAAACGACAACGUUCGAAGUUGUUGAAUUACACCAAAAAAUGGACAAAUUAAUUUUUUUGUGAUUUGAAAUACGAGUAGGUACUUUUUAGUAGUGGUUUAGAAACUAAAAUAAAUUUUUUAUUAGCAA
This is a messenger RNA of Planococcus citri (citrus mealybug), 2441 nucleotides long. Its product is annotated as solute carrier organic anion transporter family member 4C1-like. The record is from RefSeq and is a predicted model, not a curated record. Gene Ontology annotation, cellular component: plasma membrane. Bases 216 to 2159 code for a protein of 647 amino acids. The transcript has 12 exons. Lineage: Eukaryota; Metazoa; Arthropoda; Insecta; Hemiptera; Pseudococcidae. Gene Ontology annotation, biological process: transmembrane transport; sodium-independent organic anion transport.